This is a messenger RNA of Myzus persicae (green peach aphid), 1881 nucleotides long. RefSeq names its product DNA (cytosine-5)-methyltransferase 3B-like. The transcript is spliced from 15 exons. The record is from RefSeq and is a predicted model, not a curated record. The coding region runs from base 222 to 1757 and encodes 511 amino acids. Lineage: Eukaryota; Metazoa; Arthropoda; Insecta; Hemiptera; Aphididae.
GGUCUCCCUGGUGGCUCAUGCCACAGCCACUGUCGGUUCACGGAUUCACGCUUCAGUGUUCAUUCUGUCUGUCGACACUAUAGUCUAGAGGUCGCCGGACGCUACGCGUCACUGUUUUGGUGGUUUCUCGUCCUUUUUGGCUGCCGCCUGCCCGUCUUCUUAGUCUCGUGCUGUUUUCAGUUCAUAACACUUUCGUCUAAUAGGUUGGACUAGACAGGAAAAUGAUAAUCGACGCAGAAAAACAGCAAGGCCAGAUCGUUUGGGCCAAAAUACACAAAAAGUCCAGUAUGUGGGCUGCGAUGAUUCUUUCUGUGAAGAAAAUGAAUUUGGCAUAUUUUGAAGAUCAGCCUGGAAAAACAUGCGUUUGGUGGUUGAGUGCUAAUAGUAUGUCACAGUUGAACAAUGAUUUAAUAUUUGAAUUCACAACUCAUAUUAAAUAUGGUCUGGCCAGUUUAAGCGUAUCGCGUAAGAAAAGUGUUGAACAAGCAAUUUGUAUAUUAUCCGCUCAGUACAACUUUGUGGCCCCUCAACAUAAAAAGAUUGAUUGGGCAUUUGUGAAUUUGCCUAUUCUUGUGAACGGAAAACGUAGACGAAAAGAAGAGUAUAUUAUUCCAGAUGAAUUCUUACAAAAAAUCAUAAUGUUAAAUAACAACAUUAGAAGAAGUAUUGAGGAAAAGAAAAGAAAAAGUGUUAAAAAACCACGUGGAGUAAAAAGAAAAAUUGAUGGAUCUCAAAUUUCAAAAAUGGAAUACCGAUAUUGCAUGGCAUGCCGAAUACCUGCAGAUAAACUAAAGAUUCAACACCCCAUAUUUAAAGGUUUUCUGUGUAAUAAUUGUUUUACAAACGGGAAAGAUAUUAUUUUAUCAAUAGCAAAGGACAAAUCAAAUGAUGGCUGUUGUGUUUGUCUUACUCAAAAAGACACAUUGGUAUUGUGUAGUUUUUGUAUAAGAGCUUAUUGUAACGAAUGCUUAGAAUUUUAUUGUGGACAGAAAACUUUAGAAAAAAUUCUUAAUGUCAUUACAUGGACUUGUUUUGCAUGUAAUAGUACCACUUUAAGGACCAAUAAACUAGUUCCAAGGAGUACAAAUGAACAACUACGAAAUAUUUUUAACUUGUAUCCAGCUAACGCUGAAAAAAACUAUGCCAGGGAACAAAUUCAAGAGUUACAUGUUAUGAAUUUAAAAGAUAUUCAAAACAAUGUACCAAAGGCUUUACAAAACCUAGGAUUUCCAUUUAAAAUUCUGGAAACUACUUACUUAAAUGAUAACAUCGAAGACAACAAUGAGAAUAUUGCCAAGUUAGUCAUUCAAUAUUAUCCAAACAAGGAGAAUUAUAACGAAGAGAAAUUUUUUGAUCUGAACGAUUGCAUAAAAAAAUUUUUCUCAUUUUUGCAAAUAAAAAACAAAAUGGAAGCAAUGCAAAAAGAUGGUAAGCCUAUUUUUUGGGCUUUUGAAACAAGUGCUGCAAUCAAAAUUGUAGAACAGAAAACAAUUUCAAGGUUUCUUAACACUCAACCAAUAAUCAUAGGUAUGGAGACAGAUGAUGUCCAACAAAGAAGCAGGUUAAUUUGGACCAACAUCACCAUACUCAACAAAAACAUCAAACAAUUAACAAGUCAACACAUUUAUCUUCAUAAAGUACCAAAAUAUGUUGGAAGAAGAUCACAAUUUUAUAAGGAUAAUAUAGAUAUGCCUUGGUGUUACACUUCCAUUUAUGCUAUUUUAAGUAGUUUCAUAAAAAAUGAUAUAGUAUUUUGAAUACAUAAAAUGUGUCCAAUUACUGAUGCCUAUUGAUCUAUGAUUUUAUUUGUCCAAUUUUAUUUUCAAAUCUUGAUUUUAAUUAUAUUGAAAUUUUUUUUUAAAUAUAUGCGAAGAAAGCAUU